AUGUAUCUUGCCGAUGCAUUGAGUCGGAGCUACCUAAAGGAGACCAGAGAGAACCUUGUUCCAGAUAUUGAUAUUGAAGUAAACCAGAUUGUGUCAUACUUACCAAUUUCACCAGAGAAAUAUCAAGAGUUCAAACGCGAGACCUCAAAAGAUGAAACAUUGUCACAGCUCAGAGAAAUUAUCAUCAAUGGAUGGCCAGAGAACAAACCUGAAAUACCAGAGACAGCUCAUCAUUAUUGGCCAUUCAGAGACGAGCUAUCAUGUAUAGAUGGCCUACUGUUCAAGAGCUAUACUAUCAUUGUUCCCAGAACAUUACGUCGUGAAAUGCUCAAAACAAUCCAUAGUUCUCACCUUGGAAUCGUAAAAUGUAAAUCGCGGGCACGCGAACUAUUGUACUGGCCGGGGAUGAGUUCUGAAAUAGAGGACACAGUGUCAAAAUGUUCAAUAUGUGCCACUAACUCUAGAAAAAAUCCAAAGGAGCCAUUAUUAAUGACGGAAAAUCCGAACAGGCCAUGGUCUGUUAUUUCCGCUGACAUAUUUGAAUUUCAAGGACAUAACUAUUUGGUCACGAUUGACCAUUAUUCAAAGUGGACGGAGUUGUCCAAAUUAGACAAUAUGAGUAGCAAGAACACUAUGUUAUAUCUCAAAAGCCAAAUGUCGAGAUAUGGCAUCCCUGACAAGCUCAUUACAGACAACGGUCCACAGAUUGUUAAUGAGGAAUUCAAGAAAUUCUCAAAGACAUAUGGAUUCGAACAUACAACAUCAAGUCUCAGAUAUCCGCAGGCGAACGGACAAGCUGAAAGAACUGUGCAGACAGUGAAAAACAUAUUAAAGAAAUCUGAGGAUCCAUAUAAAGGCUUGUUAGCUUAUAGAAACACAGUCAUUGAAGAUCUAGGACUUUCACCAGCUCAAAUGGUUUUUUUGUCGAAGAUUAAAAACAGAUAUACCAACAACAGCUCCACUGAAAAUCAGAAAGGAAAAAGCCAAAAUGUACUAUGA
Molecule: messenger RNA, 999 nt
Organism: Pecten maximus
Lineage: Eukaryota; Metazoa; Mollusca; Bivalvia; Pectinida; Pectinidae
Exons: 1
Coding region: 1-999 (332 amino acids)
Biological process (GO): DNA integration
Molecular function (GO): nucleic acid binding
Source: RefSeq, a predicted model, not a curated record